Panicum virgatum (switchgrass) is the source of this 841-nucleotide messenger RNA. RefSeq lists its product as uncharacterized. The record is from RefSeq and is a predicted model, not a curated record. The coding region runs from base 62 to 700 and encodes 212 amino acids. Lineage: Eukaryota; Viridiplantae; Streptophyta; Magnoliopsida; Poales; Poaceae. The transcript is spliced from 2 exons.
CCGGCGAGGCUGCGUGCCGCCGUGCGUGCAUGCAGCAUCGUCGGCCGGCGCCGGCAGCAGCAUGGCCCUGAUCGACCUCGGGCGGGGCGGCGGCGGUGGCGGCCGCGGCCGCGGCGCGCCGGCCAAGCCGCGGCUCGUCAUGAUCGUCGCCGACCCCGGCCGCGAGUCGACGGCGGCCAUGGAGUGGGCGCUCUCCCACUCCAUCGUGGAGGGCGACGACAUCCUGCUCCUCCACGUCAACAUGCCCCACCCCAACAACGGCGCCGCCGGGCCCGGGCCCUCGCGCUCGUCGUCUGGCGGGACCACCGGCUCCCCGAUCGCGGCGCUCCUCGGCGGGGGCAGCGCGGACGGCGGCGAUUUCAUGGAGGCCAUGCGCGCCGCGUGCAAGGCACGGUACCCCCGCGCGCGGGUGGUCGGCAAGCGCGUCGAGCCCGCCACGGAGGGCCGCGAGGCCAAGGCGCAGACCAUUCUCGCCGAGUCCCAGCGCCGUGGCGUCGAGCUCCUCGUCAUCGGCCACCGCCGUUUCCCCUCGUUCCUCGGUUUGAGAAGCUCGAGCGGGUCGAGCCGCGCGCAUGACAGCACGGCGGAGUUCUUGAUCGAGCACAGCAAAUGCCUGUGCGUGAGCGUGCAGAAGAAGGGCCAGAACGCCGGCUACCUGCUCAACACAAAGACCCACAAGAACUUCUGGCUCCUAGCAUGAACAUACAACAUGUACUCGGUUCAUCUUCCAUUGAUGGCGGAUUGGACUUGUCUUCAAAUUAGAUACCGCGCACACGAUCGCACCAUGGCAUACCAUGCUUGCUUGAUUAAUUUGUAAACAAUUAGAUCAGCGCUAGCUGGC